Adineta steineri is the source of this 1434-nucleotide messenger RNA. The record is from the annotation of a GenBank genome assembly. Lineage: Eukaryota; Metazoa; Rotifera; Eurotatoria; Adinetida; Adinetidae.
AUGAAUACUACGAAAUUAUUCAAUCAUGAUACAGGCGAUAAUGCUUGGAUGAUGACAUCAACUGCAUUAGUUCUUCUCAUGACACCAGCUUUAGCUUUCUUCUAUGGUGGUCUUGUUGAUAGAAAAAAUAUUUUAAAUCAACUCUUUCUUUCAUUUAUUUGUAUGGGUAUUGUAUUUGUGCAAUGGGUAUUAUUUGGAUUUUCUUUUGCAUUUGGUCCUUCAACUAAAAUCGGUUAUGGAUCAUUUGAAUGGCUUGCAUUACAUUUUGGUGAAUCAGAGAAUGCACUUUAUAGUCCUACUUAUCCGUUAUUAACUUUUGCUGCAUAUCAAGCAACAUUUGCAAUAAUCACACCUGCAUUAAUUUCAGGUGCAAUUGUCGGUCGAAUGAAACUUAUUCCUUAUAUGUUAUUUAUUUUUAUUUGGUCAACUAUUUGUUAUGAUCCAAUGGCUCGUUGGGUUUGGAGUACUAACGGAUGGUUGAAACAUUUAGGUACACUUGAUUUUGCUGGUGGUACAGUCGUACAUAUUCUAUCAGGUGUUUCGGGUCUUGUGGCUUCAAUUAUUCUUGGGAAACGAGCCGAUUUCGAUCCACGAAGUACUACAGCACAUAAUCUUCCAUUUACAAUUUUGGGUACUGGUCUUUUAUGGGUUGGAUGGUCUGGUUUUAAUGGUGGUUCUGCUAAUUCAGCUAAUGGUAUAGCUGCUCUUGCUUUAGUAAACACGAAUGCAGCAGCUGCAGCUGGUCUUAUUACAUGGGUAGUUAUUGAUGCUAUUCGUGGUCGAGUAUCAAUAUCAGGUGCAUGCGUUGGACCAAUUGUUGGUUUAGUUGCUGUGACACCAGCAUGUGGAUUUAUACAACCAGGAUGGGCACUUUUAUUUGGAGUUAUCGCAGCAUGCAUGGUUUAUUUCCUUUUGUUGCUUAAACAUUAUAUGCGAGUCGAUGAUACAUUAGAUGUAGCUUUUGUUCAUGGUGGAGGAGGUAUAUUAGGAGCAUUUUUGACUGGUUUAUUCUCUGAAAAAGCAGUUAAUCCAUCGGCUGCUUUCGAUGGUGCAUUCUAUGGGCGACCUAUUCAAUUAUGGUAUCAAACUGUUGGUAUUCUAACUGCAAUUGGUUUUGCUGCUUUAUGUACUGCUGGUAUUCUUUAUCCAUUAGAUUGGAUCAUAGGUAUUCGUUUAGCUAAAGAAGAUGAACUUGAAGGACUUGAUUUAACAGCACAUGGCGAAAGCUGGGAAGUAGCUGCAUCACGUGCUGUUGGUGAUUUAGUAAAACAAAUUCUAGAAGAACAAGGUACUAACAAAGAAAAAAUUGAAGAUAAUGGUUCGUUUGAAUUACAUUAUACACCUUCCGAUUCGAAUGCCAAAUCGUUUUCAGUUCCCCUCUCAACGCGACAAACAACUAUUGACUUUGAAUCUGACGAUCGAUGUUGGAAGUAA